UGUGUCGUAGUAUCGGUGAUGGUCGGUAAAGUUCAAACUGUUCAACUGUAUCCAGGGCUUCUAGAAUACGGUGGCCAGAUGCCCGAGGCCAGUGGUUUUUGGAUUCGGGCCAGUAAAAGUUACUUUGUGAGAUCCCGAUGGCAAGUGAUAAAAAAAAAAUCUACAAGGUACAACGCUUGGAGUUGGCUCGUACGAAAACAAAAAAAACAUCUACAAAUCAAACGUUUGUGCUGUCUAAAUAUACUGAUUCCAAGUACAGCUGCUGUUUAUCUCGUGGAAGUUUCUUCUCUCACUUAAAUAGACUGGCAACUACAAAUGUUAGAUACCCCGCUGUGCUAAGGAAUCAUUGAAAGACAUUCCUUUCCUUUACAAACACAGCUUCGCGGAUAAAUAACAUGACAGACAAACAUCUAAUAGUAGUAUCCAUCCCAGGCGGAGAAGAUGCGUCUUACUACAAGAAAGAACUGCCUAGCAUUGCGGAAUUCGUGAAGGAACUGGAUGUGAAGACUGCCGAGACUGAUGACCUAAUCGUAGUGCAUGAGAAGAACACAAAACUCCUGAAAGGUGUGACAUUCACCCAUGCGAAAUGUAUAUCCGUACGUCAGCCUCUAGACCUGUGGAUGAGAGACUUCACGCGUGUCAUUCCAAGUUUACAAGUGCAGUUCACGUACAAUCCAAAUUACAUCAAGGCUAAAGAUGCUUCUUGGGUUUCUAAGAAUUUUGACAAAUUGCUGUCUGAAGUUGCAACGCUGGCAUCGGUUGACACGACCAAAAAUAAUAUAAUUCUCGAUGGAGGGAAUGUAGUUGAUAAUGAUGAUGAUAAAGCUGUAAUAACCGAAAGACUAUUGGCUGAUAAUAGACAAAUUACAGCUGUUGCCCUUCAAGAACAAGUAGAGCUCCUUUUGAAGAAAAAUGUUUGCCUCAUCCCAGAUCCUGGCGACAAAACUGGACAUUCUGAUGGGAUGGUGUCUUUCAUUGAAAGAGACACACUUUUACUGGCUGAUUAUGGCAACAAGGAUGAAUACGAAAAAUUAGAAUGCAUCAUACGAUCCAGGUUCCCAGAUACGAAGAUCGUCAGGCUUCCCUGUAAAGAUACGGGUAAAACCUGGAAAGGCAUUUCGUCUGCUGUUGGAUCCUACGUCAACUGUCUGGUCACCAGCGAUUGCGUGUACAUCCCUCGUUUUGGCGAAGACAACGAGGAGGUUAUGUCAAUUAUUCGGAGCAAUACAAGCAAGAAGGUGGUUUCUGUGGACACUGGGAAGCUGUCACAUAUGGGAGGAAGCGUCAGAUGCAUGACGUGGCAGAUUCGUUCGUCACACCCUAUUGCCAAAGGUUUGCUUCAGCUGGCCAGUUGCGAGCAGCACUGAAGUCCAAAUUAUACAGUGAUGCUGUGAUGUAUUUGAUAAUAAGGAAUCAAUGAUGUGUGGGGUUUUUGAGCUGUUUAUCUUUUUUAGCUUCAUUUUGACCCCCAAAAAGAUGCCAGACGUGGCAGAUACAUUCGUUGCUUAGCUUCAGCUGGCCAGUUCCGAGCAGCACUGAAGUCCAAAUUUUACCGUGGUGUACUCUCACGAUGUCUUUCUUCUUUUUUUCUUUUUAAUUUUCUUUUUAAAAUUCUUUUUUCUUUUUUGUUUAUUUUAUUGUUUGGGUUGGAGUUUUACAA
Molecule: messenger RNA, 1660 nt
Organism: Gigantopelta aegis
Lineage: Eukaryota; Metazoa; Mollusca; Gastropoda; Neomphalida; Peltospiridae
Product: putative agmatine deiminase
Exons: 2
Coding region: 396-1367 (323 amino acids)
Biological process (GO): putrescine biosynthetic process
Molecular function (GO): agmatine deiminase activity; protein-arginine deiminase activity
Source: RefSeq, a predicted model, not a curated record